AAACCCAAACCGGAUGCACGACUACCUUUGUAGUGUGACAAUCUGGAGGAAACAUUUCAUUAUUAAUUACUAAAGUAUCACAAGCUCAGAUUCACACACGAGGCAUUGGUUAAACGGUUGUCGUAGCAACAGAAAGAUGUUGUAGAUGAGCCAAAGUAGGUCAAAGAUGAUGAUGGAGGACGGAGGAUGUGAUAGAUGACGAUCACUGCAAUCAUGUGAAGGAUAUGAUGCGUGUUCUCUUGUGCCUUUCAGAUGAGAUCGAGGUGGUCAUGUUAUUGACCCUAGACCUGACCUUCACUCCAGAACUGAGUAUUCCAACGAGCAGCCAGUUCAUAGCCCUGAGAGGAAGAGUACAGCCAGUGCUGGAGGCAAACUAUCGAUCGCUCACAGGAUUCAGGUCGAUUAAUGUGCGAGGAUUCAGCGCGGGAAGUGUCGUCGUCGACUUCACCAUCGGGACGACCACGGUGGUUGAUGGGGAGCUGAAGGCCGCCAACGACAACCUGGAGCAGAGCUUUGAGCCCAUCGCCGCGGUGCUGGGCAUCUUCAGACUCUUCACCAGUCAGUCAAAGAUAUAA
Messenger RNA from Gadus macrocephalus (Pacific cod), 575 nucleotides. RefSeq names its product adhesion G protein-coupled receptor F5-like. The coding region runs from base 225 to 575 and encodes 116 amino acids. NCBI's taxonomy places the organism in Eukaryota, Metazoa, Chordata, Actinopteri, Gadiformes, Gadidae. The transcript is spliced from 3 exons. The record is from RefSeq and is a predicted model, not a curated record.